GUGAAAUUUAAGUUCGGUGAACCAACAUCUUAGUUUUUGUGAAUCUUAUACAUCAAGUGAUAAUGACUACGUAUUUAGUUGUGAAAUUCCGCGACUCCACUAGAGCAAAUGAAGUAGUUCCAGGCUCAUGGUUUCGUAACGGAGAGUGUGCUUUGCCUCUAAAAAAUAUUCGCCGUGCCGCUGAAGAGUGCACAGUUCUCAAAACGGCAUGGAGGCGCCAUGCUUGUACUAUUGUAUCAACUCACGAUUCUUAUCAAAAAGCCUUAAAAAGAAAAGAAGAAAUGGAUACCUCAGAAUCCGCUGAAGCAUUUAUUAGCAGUUGUGGGAAAAAUCUAAGAUCGGAAGGAUCCAAAAGGAUUCAGCGUCAAAAGGAUGCUAUUGCUCAACGACCAAGUAUACAGUCAUCGCUGCCGGCUUUGCACUUUGUUUCUCCAGAUGAAGAUGAUAUUGAACAGGACGUGGUCGAAACUGUCGAGCUAAGUUGUCCUGUAUUAUCCAAGGGUUUGAUAGCAAAUGUUUCGUUUGCUGGUGAAUCUGAUGACAGUAUGCUGGAGGACAUUGCAAUUACCAAAACAUUCAACGACGGUCCCGUUACACGUUCAAAAGUCGCUCAUUCCCCCUGUCAAGCAAUAACUUUCCCUCGUACGUCACAAGAGAUUUACCAGCCUAGGACCAGAACACCGCCAAGGGGUAGCAAAUAA
Messenger RNA from Daphnia magna, 701 nucleotides. RefSeq lists its product as uncharacterized. The transcript is spliced from 2 exons. The record is from RefSeq and is a predicted model, not a curated record. Bases 63 to 701 code for a protein of 212 amino acids. NCBI's taxonomy places the organism in Eukaryota, Metazoa, Arthropoda, Branchiopoda, Diplostraca, Daphniidae.